Molecule: messenger RNA, 877 nt
Organism: Raphanus sativus (radish)
Lineage: Eukaryota; Viridiplantae; Streptophyta; Magnoliopsida; Brassicales; Brassicaceae
Product: E3 ubiquitin-protein ligase ATL23
Exons: 1
Coding region: 150-641 (163 amino acids)
Source: RefSeq, a predicted model, not a curated record
UCACAAAGUUUUCAUUAACAACCACACCUCUAACAUUUUUCACAAUUUUCUGGUCUAAAGCAGGAAUAUAACUUUUUUUUCUUUUCCUUUUUGCUUUUUCCACAAUUCUAUAAGAAAUUUGAGCCUGAGAGAGCUUGGGAUGGUGUAGGAUGCACUACACACGCAUCUCACCAAUUAUAUUGCCUUCUCCACCACCCGCCAUCACCGCCACCGCUGGAUCCGGUAGUAGAGGAACCAUGUCAGCCACCCUAUUCAUGGCCCUCCUCCUCCCUUGCGUUGGCUUGUGCAUUGUCUUCCUCAUCUAUCUCUUCCUCUUGUGGUGCUCCACUCGACGCCGUAUUGAGCGUCUUCGAUUUGCUGAACCGGUUAAGCCGGUCAUCGGUAAAGGUCUCUCUGUCUCGGAACUCGCGAAACUCCCAAAACUAACUGGAAAAGAGCUUGCUUUAGCGGUGAGGUCGACGGAGUGCGCCGUUUGCCUUGAAAAUAUCGAGAGUUGCCAAUCGGCCCGUCUGGUUCCCGGUUGCAACCACGGGUUUCACCAAUUAUGUGCUGACACGUGGUUAUCUAACCACACGGUGUGUCCUGUUUGUCGUGGCGAUCUUGCUCCGAAGGUUCUUCAACUUAAUCAUAGUCCAUGUUGAAAAACAGGAUCUCUCCCCAAAUACUAUUCUUCUUUAUUCAUUUUCUUCUACUUCUCUUGUUUUCUAUCUGUUAACAUUUUAGUUUUCUCAUCUUUUGCCUGGUAGGUGUUUUAAUGGUUGUACAGUAAAUUGUAAUAGAGAAUUACAAAAUUUCUGUUUUGUCAUUAUACUACUUACCUAUCGUGUAUAUAUUAUAAGGGUUGUGUUAAAAAAAUGUUGCCUAAAUAUUUUCAUUA